Messenger RNA from Medioppia subpectinata, 666 nucleotides. The record is from the annotation of a GenBank genome assembly. NCBI's taxonomy places the organism in Eukaryota, Metazoa, Arthropoda, Arachnida, Sarcoptiformes, Oppiidae.
AGGACGUGUGGAUUGAUAGCGAACAUAGCGUUGGGAACGCCUGUAGUGUUGGUGGCGUUCCUCCCGUUGGGAAUCCUAUACUACGGGAUACAGAAGUACUACAUCUCGACGUCGCGGCAGUUGAAGCGCUUGGAGUCUGUGUCGCGUUCGCCCAUAUAUUCCCACUUCUCGGAGACAGUGGCCGGCGCCUCAUCCAUACGAGCGUACGGCGCGAUACACCGAUUCAUCGACGAGUCCAACCGUAAAGUCGACAUAAACCACACCUGUUAUUACCCAAGCGUUGUGUCCACCCGUUGGCUGACAGUUAGGCUCGAGUUUUUGGGAAAUUGUUCGGUGUUUUUCACGGCCCUGUUUUCGGUGCUAUACAGGGGCUCGUUAUCGCCGGGAAAGGCCGGUCUGGCCAUCACAUCGGCGCUCUCUAUAACUUCUGCGCUCAACCUUCUGGUUAGGGGAAGCACUGACUUGGAGUCCAAUAUUGUUUCGGUUGAGAGGAUAAUAGAGUACACCAAAGAGAAACAGGAGGCCGAAUGGUUCGGCGACACAUCCAAACUGGACAAGUCGUGGCCAUCGAAGGGCGCCAUUGACUUCAAUAACUACAGCACCCGAUAUCGAGAGGGACUCGAUUUGAUACUCAAGAGGAUUGACGUGAAUAUAGCGCCGGGAACU